Engraulis encrasicolus (European anchovy) is the source of this 939-nucleotide messenger RNA. Its product is annotated as cell surface glycoprotein CD200 receptor 1-A. The transcript is spliced from 6 exons. Gene Ontology annotation, biological process: regulation of neuroinflammatory response. The coding region runs from base 1 to 933 and encodes 310 amino acids. NCBI's taxonomy places the organism in Eukaryota, Metazoa, Chordata, Actinopteri, Clupeiformes, Engraulidae. The record is from RefSeq and is a predicted model, not a curated record. Gene Ontology annotation, molecular function: signaling receptor activity.
AUGCACGUAACCUUGUCAGAACCACCGCAAAAUGGCUCAGAUGCAGAAAUCCGAAAUGAGUUUUUCGAGGUGGGCCAUGAUGUGGAAUUGACCUGCAACAAUGUGACACGGACUAAUGCGCUCUACUACAUCUGGAAUAUAAACACCACUGGUGGAGUCCAAUGCUUUAUAAGUGAAGGAGCCAAUAAGCUGGGGUACAACAACUGCUCAGAAAGUAAAACUACUGCACCGGGGAAGAUGCUCCACAACGCUACAGGAGGAGAGACCUACCUGUACAUACCUAGCUUCACAGUCAAAGAUGAGGGCAUGUACACCUGUGAAACAGCAUACAUAGGGGGAGCCUACAAAGCCAACAUCACCGUGACUACUGGAGUGGCUCCUGCCCUCUCCACUAGACGUGAGUAUGACAGUGGCCAGUGGUUUGCGGUCUGCUCUGCUGCCAGGGGUAAACCAAAGGCCACAGUGUCCUGGGAGAAGAUCUGGGACUCUCCUGAGGUUGAGGAGAGGUUAACCCCAAGUCCAGAGGGGACCGUCACGGUAGAGAGCUGGCUACAUUUGCCAGACAAUGACACCAGUGGAUCUUUGACCUGUGUGGCCCGACACCCUGUCUGGAAACAUAAAAGAAAUACUACACUUGAGCUCACCAACAGCUCCAGACGGGAGAAACAUAAUGGCCUUGGAAAUUCCGGUGUCGUCAUGGUAGCUUCCACUGCCGUGCUCCUCAUCGUGGUGUUAGUGAUGCUUCUCUCCUAUGCGGUUCACAAGCACCGAGGCAAACUUGGGAUGAUUGUUGGCCAUUGUUGUCAGCCUGAUGUCCCCUCUACCACCGACAUCAAAGAGAAUGAGGAAGUGGAGGAGGUGGAGCCUUAUGAGAGUUAUGUGCAGCGAGUCAACUCCAUAUACAACUCCUCCGCUGACCUCUUUGGCGUCUGAUGUGGA